Messenger RNA from Diaporthe amygdali, 960 nucleotides. RefSeq lists its product as uncharacterized. The coding region runs from base 1 to 960 and encodes 319 amino acids. The transcript has 4 exons. Lineage: Eukaryota; Fungi; Ascomycota; Sordariomycetes; Diaporthales; Diaporthaceae. The record is from RefSeq and is a predicted model, not a curated record.
AUGUCUGCAAAGCCUGUCAAGAGCGCCCGCCAACUGGCUAUGGAGGAGUGCCGAAAGAACAACCAACUUGCGAUCGUCAACAUGAUCAAGAAGGAUCUUUCCGUCGAAAAGAAUGCCACCAGAAAGAAGAAUAUCGAAGCCUGUCUUCUCGAAGCCCAAAAGGUCCACGUCACAGGAUCAAACAAGAUUGUUGGUGUCGGGGGCAAAGCCAACAUGCUUUCGCACAGUGAUUUUUGCAAGAAAUUCAAAGCCUUAGAUGUUGAGAAUAGGCGGCUGCUAUACGCUGUGGGUGGAACAGCUGAGCAAAUGACAAGCAGUGCUGUGUCAGCCAAGGCGUCGGGUCCUACUAAGGAGCAGAUGAUGCAAGUGACAUCAUACAGUGAACUUGAGCCGAAGCUGUUGACUCCUGGGUUUACCGGGAUGCACAGAAUAUACGCCAAAAUCCGCCUGCCCAGUGAUGAGCUUCGAGACGAUGACGGGAAAGACAUACAGGUCGCCUUCGACACCGGCUCGGAGGUCCAGUCAAUCGAAAAACAAGUGUGGGAGAGUCUAGCCGGAAGUAAUGGUCGCAAUUAUACAGGUGUCAGCUGGUUAGGGUCUGUUGGUGGGGCUACAGGUGCCGUUGAGCCUCGCAGGUAUGUUCAAGUCGAGAUUUGCUACUUCCGCGACGCAGAGCGAAAGAUCAAGCUCGGAGACUGGCAUACAAUCCAAGCGUGCCUCUCAAAUCGGCCGUACGAACACAACUUGUCUGGGGCCGAGUUGCUCAAGGGCUUCCAUUUCAUCAUCCCUAAGGGUAACCCUGUGGUGAUCAUGGGCACAAGCAAGCCCGCGGUCAUAUGGGAGUAUCUGAGCAAAAGCAACAAGGAAAGCAACGAUGUGGCUCUUAUUCAACAAUGGGCUGCUGCGCAAGUCGCUGCGCAAGCCGCUGCCGCAAGAUCCGGAUCGAAUGGAGGAAGAUGA